AUGAAUUCUGAUUUGGACUGUGUUCGCAGCCCUUUUGUUCAAGCCAUCUUGGUGAUUUUCUUUGUGACCUCCUCGCCUCCCUCUACCACAUCAUGGGUGGAUUUGGUGGCCUGCGUUGGUUGCUCUUUGUGGCCCUCUUUGAUGGUUACCUCCUGGUGGUCGGAGGUUCCUCCUCCUCGGAAAGAACCUGGCCAAGUGAUGAUGGUGCGCCCAUGGAGCCUCAACUACCCCUACACGAUCCUGCGCAAGACCAAGGCCCAGCCGUACGUGUACCCCCUCUUCCGCUUCCUGUACAUGAUCCGCCGCAAGGUCAUGAUGAACAACUACACCCUCCUCAAGAUGAAGUACCGGGUUCGGGAGCAGGUGAAGAAGCCAUGGGGAGAAUGGAUGAUCGUGCUAGUGAACCUGAGCCCACCCUACUUGGGGGCAGCACGGGUGAUCGUGUUCUUCUGUCUCCGGGCGCACAACCAGGAGAACCAGCACAGACUCAAGCACCUCCAGCAGGCCAGCUACACCAUCCUCUACCUGCACAACAAGAUCCUGCUGGUGACCGUGGUGUACCUUCCCUUCUACCAGACCCUGCAGUUGACCGUGGUGUUCUACCUCUACCUGUACAACCUGAUGCUGCCGUUCUACCUGGACUGCAUGAUCCUGCCGAAGACCAUGGAGCCUUUCCCCCUCUACCGCAACCUGCUGAUGGCCCUGGUGUUCUACCUCUACCUGUACAACAUCAUGAUGCUGCCUCUAUCGUUGACCCUGAUGUUCUACCUCUACAUGGAGAACCUCAUGCGGCUGCUCUACCUGGACUGCAAGAUCCUGUCGGUGACCCAGGCGCUCUGCCACUACCUGAACUACACCCACAAAGCGUUGAGCAAACCCCUCCAGUUGACGUUUGUGAUGUGGCCGCUGACCCAUAUGAUCCUCAACAAACCCUUCGACCUCGUCUACCUGCUGAACAGUCUGCUAGCAGCUCAUGUACCCAGGCUGCCGGGGAGAACCCUGGGAGUAUUCCUCUGUCGGCUUUGCACCCAAGGGAUGCUCGGAACCUACAAGAACAGGAACGACGGGGUGAGGGGCGACUUAUCUGGUCACCUGACCUUCCUGAAGAUGACCGGAGCAGCACCUCACUACCAUUGCUGGGAAUGGCGCUGGAGAACUUUGGCUUGCCAGUUGCACCUACAGGGGAUGCCACCAAUCUUGCUGCAGCACUACGUGAUGGACGAGACCUACGUAAAGCACGCCGUCGACGUGAACAAGCAGAUGAUGAGCUCUGGUGGUGGGAGAAAUGUUCCGGCGUCUUCCCACUCGUCUGUGCCAACUGGUGGGCCUGCACUCAAUGUGGAUGCUAGAUCUGGAGGCGUGGACACAAAACAACCUGAUGAUGACGCCAGUGUGGACGAGAGCGAGACGCAGGCCGUUACUGGGAUUAUGGGUGACAUUGCUGGACUGGAGGUGGAGGGCCGCUGGAUCUCCAUCAACGAUCUCCUUGCCUGGUACGCCAAUGGGGGGAGUCUGCCUUGGUUGUCAAUACAUGACCUCAUUCAGAAUGCGGCGGCGGAGUUUCGUCGUGUACAUGGAGAACAACGAGCACUUUUGAGCGCGGCGCAGCGGGCCCCUGGGGAAAUGGAGAUGCCAAACUAUGACUCCUCGGCGGCUCAAGGAAAACGAUGGCAUCGCCCGGACGGCUCCAAGAGAAGCAAUGUUGAACGCGAUGUUCGACGUCAACAGCAGGGAGACUCCACCAACGCGCCAGCUCCUGAUCAAUAUCAGCCCUCGCCUCCUCCGCCGCCUGGUGACCGCAAGGGCGACGAUGCUUUUCCUCUGGACAAAGAUGUCGAUGAUGUGAACUUGGCACAAAGUGGGAUGACCUUGCAAGGCCGUCGUCAUGUCUCUGGUGCCCUCUGGGAUGACGUUCGUGAAGUUGGGGUGGUGCUGGGGCGAGUUGCCAGGCUCCCUUCUAUUCGUGAUUACGUGCAUGCCUCGGCACAGGAAGAGGACGCGAUGUCUUUGAUGGAGAGACCGGGACUGUCGGGAGGUGAGCUUUCAGAACUGGCAGCACGCAGGAUCCCGGAGGAGCUUAUACGUCGGUUUGAGAGAAUCAUGCGCAGAUAUGAAUACUUCGUGAACAUGGAGCAAGGUCCUGAGGCCCGUUGGGCCUUGGGCCGCUGGUUGCUGGUGUCGCAGGCGGGCGCUGAAGUGCAAGAUGAUGCGGAGGUCCCGAUUCGUGCCCGUGCCCAAACGCCCUGCCACUUUCCAUUGAGGCGAGAGCCCGUGGACCCUAGUCUGCGCGCUGAACUGCUUGGUUGGACGGAUGAGAUCACGCACACCAUGGCGGAAAUUUACAGGCAAGCUGCACUUGAUGCCCAUCCUGGUGAGCUUAGGGACUUGACUACGCCGCCUACCGUGGAGCCGUUGUCAGAACCGUCGUCUUCAACCGGGAGACGUGGAGUGGACAGAUCCCGCAGUCCUAGUCGUCACCUGGAGCAGAAUGGGGAGAAUGACGUCACCAGCCUCAUGGACACUGGUAGGUUCGUUGACCUUGAGGAGGACGAUGCAGAGGAAGAGGUUCGUCGUGAACUUGACGUUGAUGAUGUGCUUUCGGAGGGAGAAAAUGUGCCUACUGCAGACGGGGAGACUCCUCUCCACUCUGGCGAUCAAGCAGCUGGGCCGUCUGCGGGACUACCUGGACUCCUUGGGCCCAUAGGACUGGAGGCUUUGGAUUCCAGUUCACAAAGGAUGGAAGACCUUGUCCAUGAGGAGCAGGCGUUUGGGGACCGAGCGUUUCAAGUGGAACAUGCAGUCCGGGGGGCGAUGCACUCGCUUUCGGCUGGCACUGCUCGAGAAGUUGUCCGCCGAAUCUUGGCUAGGGCGGAUGUUAUCGCGCAAGUGCAGUUCUGGCUUCAACGUGCUCUGCAACAGGCCUUGCGCACAUGCCCACCUGGCGAUGGUGCUAUACACUGGGAUGAUGCCAGACGUGUGGAUGAAG
This is a messenger RNA of Symbiodinium sp. CCMP2456, 2986 nucleotides long. NCBI's taxonomy places the organism in Eukaryota, Dinophyceae, Suessiales, Symbiodiniaceae. The record is from the annotation of a GenBank genome assembly.